Owenia fusiformis is the source of this 392-nucleotide messenger RNA. NCBI's taxonomy places the organism in Eukaryota, Metazoa, Annelida, Polychaeta, Sabellida, Oweniidae. The record is from the annotation of a GenBank genome assembly.
CAAAAACAUAAAAACCACCCAAGAUACAGAGGAAGGGGAAGAGCAAAGAUAUUGAAGAAUUUCUGCUGUAGAGCAGGAUUCAUCAUAGCAAAGAUAAGCAACAAAACCGCAGUAUGCAGGAACAGAGCCAACCAUUUUGUCAUGAAGUUCAGAAGGUUGGCAGGAAUGGCCAGGAGAAUUUGUUUCAUAUCAUUCAAUAAAUGCUGCAGUAAAAUGUCACCUCCAAAGACAACAACACCUACUUCAUCUCCUACUCAUAUGCCUUCAACUGCUACGACAUCAGAAUCCUCAUCAGAAAUAUCCUUAUCAGGCUCCAAGGAAGAAUUAUAUAAUUCCAUUGACAUUGUUAUGGGUGGAAUUGCUGAACUAGAAUUCUCCGAGGAUGAACUAAC